Molecule: messenger RNA, 1070 nt
Organism: Protopterus annectens (West African lungfish)
Lineage: Eukaryota; Metazoa; Chordata; Ceratodontiformes; Protopteridae
Exons: 5
Coding region: 304-963 (219 amino acids)
Source: RefSeq, a predicted model, not a curated record
GCAUUAUUUUUCUAAAGUGUCUGUCUUCCUAAUGACAGGCUUUCUGUAUAUUUCAGUUUGAUUUUCUUUACUCUUUCGGUCAGCAGAAUAUAACAACUAAGUAUGCAACUUUGCGUUCUUUUUCUUCUUUUUUUUUUUUGCUCAUCUCCUUAGGUACCACACUCUUCUAAAUGAAAGUUUUGCCAAUAUCCAGCUUUGCCAUUUUGCAACUCCUCAUCAACAUGCUGUGAGGGAGAGCUCCUGUUAGAAGAAAGCUAUGAGAACGUUGUUCUUCAAAGGCCUGACGUCUCAGUGAAAGGAACGAUGGACUCAAUAACUAUGAGCUGCACAUUAACUAGUCAUCAGAAUCGCACACAGAUACAGGAUGUCUCCAUAAAAUGGAAACGCAUGCAUAAAAACGGAAUACCAGCAAGCUAUAACAAUGACAAAUAUGUCCUUCCUGAAGAAUUUCAAGGACGUGCCUAUGUCAGGUGGUUUCAGCAUAAUCUCACCAGUAUUUUUCAUAUUUGUGAUCUCCUUGUAAGUGACACAGAUGUUUACAAGUGCCAAAUAACGUUUCGAGUAUCAGAUCACUUGGAAACUGCUGAAGGAAAUGGGUCAAGUCUCACUGUAACAGACUUUGUAUCCACUAAGGAAAAUGCAUCCACAACAAACAGCACAGUUCCAACCACACAAUCAACAAUGUGGGCACCUCAAAACCUUGUUCUUUAUAUAAUGAUAUGCUUUGGAGCCAUAAUAAUUGGAUCACUGACUUGCAUUUGCAAGGAGAUGAAAGAAGGAUCAAACAAGCUCAUCUCACAGACACAAAACCACACAGACCAGGCAUCAUUUAUUGAAGAAGACAAUCAGGUGACAUACUCUAAUAUUCAGACAGAAAAUAAUCCAAUUAAUUUUUCUUCAAAUUCCAUUGCUGUAGCGAUGAACACAGAACUGUAUUCAGUCAUUAAGAAAUCACCAGAAUGAAGCAGAGAAUAUUCGGUUGGACUGCAGCACACACAUGUCCCUAAAUUAAGACGUGUUCCCACUUUUAUUAUUUUUUUUUUCAUAUAAUUAAAAGGUGUGAAGCUGAA